Messenger RNA from Blepharisma stoltei, 1002 nucleotides. The record is from the annotation of a GenBank genome assembly. Lineage: Eukaryota; Ciliophora; Heterotrichea; Heterotrichida; Blepharismidae.
AUGAAGACAAUUCAUAAAAAGCUGCUCUCUAUUUGGUUUCACAACCCCGCUGAAAAUGUUUCAAAUUUCUUCAAAGGAAUUGUGUCAAACACAAUACAGGCUUCUCGAUCUGCAGCAACCACAAGCUUUUCCUAUGCCCUUCGGUGAUUUCUACAUAGAGUGUUUUUAAUUUCUGCUUUAUUCUUCAGCUUAUUCAUAGCAGCUGGAAUUCUGUAUGGCUCCGCAUAUUACUUUUUUAUGCCUUACUCGUUCCAGAAAAUCCCAAUUUCACUCCAUUCGUCACUACUGUAAAUUAAAUUCAGGGACAAAAGAGGAUCAGUGAUAGUAGGCCAAGAAAUAAUUCUGGAAAACGAAAAUUACCUUGCAUCAGUUCUGUUUGAGCUCCCAGAAAGUCCUGAAAACUUUGACUGCGGCAACUUUGACGUUGAAGUUUUGCUUGAUGACGAAAUCAAAGCAAAAGGGAUCGGGAUCAUGAAAUAUUACAGUCCUGUUAUCCGGAUGCUUCGGAGCUUUUUGAAAGCAUUUUUAAUUGUGACUGGGCUGAUUGAUGAGAGCCAGUCUGUAAAAGUCAGCUUGCCACUUAGUAUUACUGAUGCAAGCAAUUUUGAAAAACUGGAAAUAAAAGUCUCCCCUAAAAAUUUACAGGUUUAUAGUGCCUGGCUGUAUUUAGAAGUCCAGCUAACAGGGGUGAGGUUUUUGGCUUUUCAUUAUUUUUAUACUUGCCUUAUUGUUGGGACGCUAUCGUUGUUUACAUUUGAAAUAUCAGGGAUAGUUUGCUAUAUUCUUUACUUAAAGUAUGUUAAAAAGGUAUCUGGGUUUGCAUUGAAGUUUAUUCCUGAAGAAUUUCUGUGUCCAAAAAUCCAAAAAGAAACACUAGCUAUAGAAGAAUUUCCGACUGAUUUUUCUCAUAUAUUAAAGCCAGCUCCUCCUAAAAAGGAAAAACUCAUAAAAAAAUUGAAGCAUCAAUUGGUCAAACUUAAAAAUGAACUAAAAUUUUCAUAA